Phyllopteryx taeniolatus (common seadragon) is the source of this 1822-nucleotide messenger RNA. It is a transcript of the gene bacc1, whose product is annotated as chromosome 17 C17orf49 homolog. The record is from RefSeq and is a predicted model, not a curated record. The coding region runs from base 1067 to 1552 and encodes 161 amino acids. Gene Ontology annotation, cellular component: NURF complex; MLL1 complex. NCBI's taxonomy places the organism in Eukaryota, Metazoa, Chordata, Actinopteri, Syngnathiformes, Syngnathidae. The transcript is spliced from 5 exons.
UGUAGUACACCACUUGGAGACUAUACGCAGGUUACAUAUGCAGUACAUGGACACUAAUUGAGAAUACAUACACUUCAUGGAGGCUACAUACGUAGUACAUGUACAUGCAAAAAAUUAUAUAUAUAUAUAUAUUCUGUUUGUUUUGUUGCUUGCUGUGAUGAAUUGUCAUAUGGCGGCACGGUGGGCGACUGGUUAGAGCGUCUGCCUCACAGUUCUGAGGACCGGGAUUCAAUCCCCGACCCCGCCUGCGUGGCGUUUGCAUGUUCUCCCCGUGCCUGCCUGGCUUUUCUCCGGGUACUUCGGUUUCUUCUCACAUCCCCAAAACGUGUGGUAGGUUGAUUGAAGACUCUAAAUUGCCCGUAGGUGUGAAUGGUUGUUUGUUUCUGUGUGCCCUCCGAUUGGCCACGCAUCUCUGCCCCCACCCAACCCUCUGGAACGUUCUCCCAAAACCCCAACGUGACUGCCCACAUCUCUCGACCUUCAAAUCACUCCUAAAAACCUACCUUCCUCGAAUAGCUUUUAAUGUGGAAAUUGCUCAUGUUUUAUCCUUGUUUUUAUAUCUGUAUUCUACUAAUUGUAAUGCGUCUUUGUACAAUAAAUGUAUUGUUAUUAUGGUUAAAAGUUUUUCGAACCCCUGCAGUCCACAGAAAGCUCUCCAGUGAGUCUUGUUCCGAUUUGUGAUCUCGGCUUCACUCGGAAAACCUCGACCGCAAUCGGCAUGGGGCAACAAGGCGACCAAUGAAAAACGUCGGCUCGAGACACCCCGCCUUUUCCGGUUAAAACCAACCAAUGGCGUUCACAGUCUGACAAUUUGCCCGGACUCCCGCCUCGCAUUGUGUCCCAUUUCUUUCUGCUAACUUCACUCGGGAGUUCUUCGCGUCGCUAAAUCAACUUCGUGAACUUUUACCUUUUUUUCCUGGCUGCUGUUGUUGUUUUCGGAAUGUGACCCGCUUCUGGAUGGAAAGCCGCUAACAAGUGGCAGCCAGCCCACGUCAGCUAGCGGCUAGCUGUGUUAGCUCGUCUCAUUGUUUGCAUUGGCGAAGAAAAGCUGCGGACUUUUAGCGGUAUGACGUCUGCCUCUGCUAAGGUGGGCGAGAUCUUCUCGGCGGCCGGCGCAGCCUUCAGCAAACUGGGCGAGCUGACCAUGCAGCUGCACCCGGUGUCCGACAGCAGCCCCGCAGGCGCUCAGAUCAAGAGCACGGUGAAGAGGAAGUUGUACGAGGACAGCCGGGUGCCGCUUUCUGUCGACUCCCCCAAGAAGAGCGCCAAGAAAGCCGUCGCCCCCGCCUCGCCCGCUCUGCCGCCCGGCGCCGUGCCCGCCUCGCAGGUCGUCGUGGCGACGGGAAUGCAGAGCGGCGCCUCCCUGGCCCCGCCCGUCAAGAAGCAGAAGACGGCAGACGUGACGCUGAGCGCGCUCAACGACUCGGACGUCAACAGCGACCUGGUGGACAUGGACGGACUCGGCAAGAAGCUCAACUUCGACCAGGAGAAUCUCAACCUGGACUCCAGCCUCAUCAUCAACCCCGGAGACCUGCCGCUGCUGUCCCGCUGAGCGGUCGGCGCCGCCUGCAGGUUUUGAGCAGAUCUCCAAUUGUAACAAUAAACGUUUAUGCUUGCUUUGCUCGUCAAAUGUUCCAUAAACAUGAGCACAACAAUCAUUUCUGCAAACAUCGAGUGAGAUUCUGUUCUGAUAAAAGCGCUUUUGUGAUAGCCACGCCCCCUGCGAAGCACGCCGGCUGAUGGACGAAAUGAUCAACGAUGAUUAUCCAGAGUAGACCUUGUUGUAUUUUCAGAAGGUUGCAUAAAAAUAUUUCACUUCUCA